This is a messenger RNA of Vitis riparia (riverbank grape), 1038 nucleotides long. RefSeq names its product ankyrin repeat-containing protein ITN1-like. Gene Ontology annotation, cellular component: plasma membrane. Lineage: Eukaryota; Viridiplantae; Streptophyta; Magnoliopsida; Vitales; Vitaceae. Bases 1 to 1038 code for a protein of 345 amino acids. The transcript has 3 exons. Gene Ontology annotation, molecular function: protein phosphatase regulator activity; protein phosphatase 1 binding. The record is from RefSeq and is a predicted model, not a curated record.
AUGGUCACAGAAACAGACAUAUUUACGUGGACUCCCCUUCAUUAUGCUGCACAAUUGGGACAUCUUGAAGCGACUAGGAAAUUGCUGGAAUGUGAUAAAUCAGUUGCUUACUUGUGGGAUAAAGAAGACAGUCGGACCAUUCUUCACGUUGCAGCCCAAUGUGGGAAGUCUAUAGUGGUGAAGUAUAUUCUAGAAGAACCAAGAUGGGAAAGCCUAAUAAAUGAGUCAGAUAAUCAAGGCAACACGGCUUUGCAUCUAGCUGCUAUCUACAGACGGUACAACAGCGUCCGGAUUUUGGCUGGAGAUCGUAGAGUGGAUAAGAAGGCAACAAACAAGAAAUAUUUGAAGGCUAUCGACAUUGUCCAAUCAAAUAUGGAUCUGGGAGAUAUCAAAAAGUUUUUGAUCAAGAGGAAGUUGGAGAAUGGCGGUGCUCAACAAAGUCUCGAGCGGCUGAUUGUUAGAGAGAACACAGACAGUACAAUCAAUGACAAUGAAGGACCGAAUGAAGGCAUAAAUGAGUUAGAGCUUAGAGAGGACAGAGAGAGAACAUCACUUCAUGCAAGUGAAUCGUUUCGUGACAGGAAUAAUGAAGUUGUAAAGAAGAAAGAGAUCACAUUGAAGUAUUUGAAGGAUGUAUCAAACGCCCAUCUACUGGUGGCAACCCUCAUAGCAACAGUAACUUUUGCAGCUGGUUUCUCUCUACCUGGUGGGUACAAUGAAGAUAAGCCAAACAAGGGUAAAUCAGUUUUAUCAACAAAGGCAGUUUUCAAAGUCUUUGUGAUAACAGAUGCUAUGGCUUUCUAUUGCUCAACUGCAGCUGUGUUUCUCCACUUUUUUGCUUCACUGGAACAAAACUAUCAUUUGCUUCGUCGUUUCACAAGAUUUUCCGCGCUACUCACUUACAUCUCUCUACUGGGAAUGGUGAUAGCAUUUACUUCAGGCAUUUAUGUGGUGCUACCUGAUUCCUCCCCGACUUCAACAACUUUAAUUGCUCUUGGGUGUUUAUUCUUGAGUUUUUACAUCUUUGGGAUUCUGUAG